AUAAACAGUUGACAUCAUUGUUCUAGAAAGAUUAGCCUGUUGGCAGAGUCACUAUGCAAGUGUGCAUGGGGACAGAGACUGGCUGGGAUGGGAGGACUAUAAAUACUGUGGCCGAGAGCACAGCAGCACCCAUCUCAGAAAAAGUCAAGAGUCCGCCUUCAUACCCAUUGCUUUUACAUCUCUUCUUCAACCCCAUAAUGGAUAUCCCCAUCCAGUAUCCGUGGUACCGACGGGCCUUCCCACAUCGACUCUCUGACAUCUCCUUGGCAGAACCUCUCACUGAUUGGCCACCAAUCUGGCCCUUCCCCUGGUCCUUCCCUUGGUUCCGCCCUUCAUCCCAGCGCUGGUUCAACUGGCCCGACAAUGGACACAGUGAGGUGCGCAUUGAAAAGGAUCGCUAUGUAAUUCUUCUGGAUGUGAAGCAUUUCUCACCCGAGGAGUUGUCUGUCAAUGUCAGUGACGAGUUCAUCACAAUACACGGCAAACAGGAGGGCAGACAGGACGACCACGGCUUCAUGUCAAGAGAGUUUCUGAGGAAGUACAGGCUUCCGGCUGGCGUGUCAUGUGCUGAUGUCACAUCCAGUCUGUCACUUGAUGGUAUCCUUACCAUCACUGCACCUCGCUCCUCUCCCGGCGCAGAGCGCACUAUUCCUGUUUCCUGUGAGGACGGAAUACCGAAACAGAAGAUGUAAAGCAGAGUCUAACACUCCACUGCUUUACUAUUAACCCCAAGUUCUUCCUGUUUUUAACUGACCUGUUACAGCUUUGUUGGCAGUUUAGCAGAAAUAGGAUUGCAGGUCUAGUGGUCUGUGAGUGCAAGUGCCUUCUAAUAAAUUUGUAUCUAAUUCCUAACUCAGUUUUAUUUGAAUAUCUCUUAAAGACAGCAAUGCUUUAAACCCAAAGACUAAUAUGUUGUUCUUAUGUAACAGUCUAUUUGACAUAUUGUGUUUGUUUUACAGUGGAGGCACAGAAUAAUGGAAUUAUAGUAGUUAAUUUCCCAAUCACAAGGCAGAAUCCCUCUUUUAACCAUGCCUAUCUGCCUGAAAAAAUGUUAUGUAAAUAAAACUGUGAUAAUAUUUUCGAAAGGUAUUUCCUUUCCUUCAUCAGACAUUUCCAAAUGUUAUUUGAUUAUAUGAUGUACCUGUUCUCCAGUUCAGUGAUACAAUUGGUAGCAUUUGUUCAUUGAAAGCAAACUGCUAAAAUGUUGAUUUAAAGUAGUUUCGAAAGGGUCCACUGAAGAUUACAACAGACUAAAAUUGUCCCACUUCAUUGAAUUUACAUUAUGAAGUACUGUUUGAGUGGUAAAGAGUAAGAUGUCAACUGUGCUUUGUUUAUUCUUUCAGUGUUGGUUUCUGUACGUGUGCGGAGGAGGAAGUUCUCUGGAGGCACAUGCAGUGAUUUUUAGUCUGAUGUUUACUAAAAGAAAGCCACCGAAGGACUUGGACCACGUGUGUGUAAAGACACAGGGCGAAUGAGUCGAAGGAAAAUAAUUGUGCGAGGAAGGAACUAAUGUUUGGAAACAGACAGCUUUCUUCAUUGGGCUUGUUAGAGUGAGUGCAUAUGCGAUUGUAGAUGUCCAAGUGUAUGCCCUGUCAUUCCCUCGUAUUGACAAAAACCUCUCUGGCAUAUUAACACAGACAACAAAAAAUAAAUGUUGAAACUCAAUCAUCGGGCUGCUUAGUGUUCUUUUUAUAUCUGAAGUGUUUCUUUUUUUCAUAAGAACUUCCCACAAAACCCACAUAUACUGUAUAUUAUUG
Pungitius pungitius (ninespine stickleback) is the source of this 1757-nucleotide messenger RNA. RefSeq names its product alpha-crystallin B chain-like. Gene Ontology annotation, biological process: negative regulation of apoptotic process; response to heat; protein refolding. The coding region runs from base 54 to 692 and encodes 212 amino acids. Gene Ontology annotation, cellular component: nucleus; cytoplasm. Lineage: Eukaryota; Metazoa; Chordata; Actinopteri; Perciformes; Gasterosteidae. The transcript is spliced from 3 exons. The record is from RefSeq and is a predicted model, not a curated record.